Molecule: messenger RNA, 2002 nt
Organism: Ipomoea triloba (trilobed morning glory)
Lineage: Eukaryota; Viridiplantae; Streptophyta; Magnoliopsida; Solanales; Convolvulaceae
Exons: 3
Coding region: 1-1932 (643 amino acids)
Biological process (GO): DNA integration
Molecular function (GO): nucleic acid binding
Source: RefSeq, a predicted model, not a curated record
AUGGGAAUCAAGGGGUGCAACCAAGGUUUUAGAAUCAGAAUUUCAGACAAUUCCAAGCGCCUCAACAAUCUCAACCCCAAGCUUUCAAAUUCUGGUAUGUCUUUAGAUGAAAUUGUUAAAGGACUUGCUAAUAACACUCAACAGUUUCAACAAGAAACAAGGGCAGCUAUUCAACAAUUGGGUAAUCAAAUUUCCCAAUUAGCUACUUCUGUUAGCAAGUUGGAAGCUCAAGCUUCGAGGAAAUUACCAUCACAAACGGAGGUGAACCCCAAGGAAAAUGUGAGUGCAAUCACAUUGAGAAGUGGUAAGCAACUUCAGCCAGAAUCCUCAUUACCAGUGGAAGAGGAAAAAGAAGAAAAAUCAUGGGAGGAAAAUGAGUCUAUAGCCAAUGAAAAUUCUAAGGUAAGUUCUGAAUCCUUUGUUGGUCAAUAUAAUUCAUCUCUACCCCCUUUUCCUUCAAGGUUAUCAAAAUCAAAAGAAGAAGAACAUGAAAAUCAAAUUCUGGAAACCUUUAGAAAGGUGGAAAUCAACAUCCCAUUGCUAGAAGCCAUAAAGCAGAUUCCCAAGUAUGCAAAGUUUCUAAAAGAACUUUGUACCAGUAAGAGGAAGUUGAAGAGCAAGGAGAAAAUCAUACUGGGUAAGAAUGUUUCAGCCAUGAUAAGCAAUGAUCUUCCUAGAAAGUGCAAGGAUCCAGGUAUGUUCACCCUACCCUAUAUAAUUGGUAAUAAAAAGAUUAAGCGUGCCAUGUUAGAUUUAGGAGCAUCAAUAAAUGUUAUGCCAUUUUCCAUUUAUCAAUCUUUAAACAUUGGAGCUUUACCUGAUUACCUUAGUAAGUCUAGGAAAGAAAAAAUAAGAAGUGAAGCUAAAUAUUAUGUUUGGGAUGAGCCAUAUCUAUGGAAAUUUUGUGCUGAUCAAGUAAUAAGACGAUGUGUGCCUGAAAAUGAAACUUGUGAAAAAUGUCAAAAGACUGGUUCAUUGUCUCAUAGAAAUGAAAUGCCUCAAAUUCCUAUUCUAAUUGUGGAAAUAUUUGAUGUGUGGGGUAUUGAUUUCAUGGGACCUUUUCCAUCUUCUUGUGGCUUUCAUUAUAUUCUGUUAGCUGUUGAUUAUGUGUCGAAAUGGGUGGAAGCAAAGGCCACCAAAACUGAUGAUUCUUCAGUGGUUACAGGUUUUAUGAAAUCUAACAUCUUUAACAGAUUUGGAGUUCUGCGUGCGGUUAUAAGUGAUCAAGGGAGUCAUUUUUGCAAUAAAACAAUUGAAACAUUGUUCAAGAAGUAUGGUGUGCAUCACAGAACAGCUACAGUGUAUCAUCCCCAAACCAAUAGGCAAGCUGAAGUGUCCAAUAGGGAGGUAAAGUCUAUUUUGGAAAAAACUGUGAACACAGGUAGGAAAGAUUGGAGCUUACGGUUAGAUGAUGCUCUAUGGGCCUAUCGGACAGCUUACAAAACUCCGAUUGGGAUGUCUCCUUAUCGGUUGGUUUUUGGAAAAGCUUGUCAUUUGCCCGUAGAGAUUGCACAUAAAGCCUAUUGGGCAGUACAACGUUGUAAUAUGGAGAUGAAGAAGGCUGGUGAAGAGAGGAGAUUGCAGUUGCAGGAAUUGGAGGAGUUGAGGUUAGAUGCUUAUGAAAAUUCCAGGUUAUACAAAGAGAAAACCAAGACGUUCCAUGACAACAUGAUUUUGAGAAAAAGCUUUGAGGUAGGACAAAAAGUUUUAUUAUACAAUUCUCGUUUGAAGCUUAUGCCUGGUAAGUUACGUACUCGUUGGAUUGGACCUUUUGUUGUUUCUAACGUUUUUCCUUAUGGUGCAAUAGAGAUUAAAAGCAUUGAUACAGGAAAAGUUUUUAAGGUUAAUGGUCACAGGUUAAAGCCCUUUCAUGAGGGAAUGACAGUUUUGAGUUUGGAAGAUGUUGAUUUAGCCCUCCCGGAGUAUUUGUGAUUGAAAAAGACACAUACAGGGUUGCGUCGGGCAUAACGACAUUAAACAAAUGCGCUCUUGGGAGGCAACC